CUGUGACAUAACAGAGGCAUAACAAAGAGAUAAGGUCAUAAAUCUCAUAAAGCCCAAGAGAGUGUAUGUGUGUGAAAGGGAGAGAGUGUGAGCUUGUGUAAGAGUGAAAGAAAGUGUGGCAAUGGCAUCCACAGCAUCGACUCUUUCAUGGAGUUCUUCCUCAUUGCUUCAAAGCUUCGCUGCAAACACAAACGAAGCCUGUAAAUUGUCAGAUAGAAGAACGGGCUUGGUGGUUUUCGCUCAAAAGAAAGCCAAGAAGGCUCGAACGAUAAUUCUCAAGGAGGAUAUAGCUGACCUGGGAAAGAAAGGGGAGCUUCGUAGUGUGAAAGCUGGUUAUUACAGGAAUUAUCUGCUACCGUUGGGCAAGGCCCAGCUUGUCACUCCUGUGCUGCUCAAGGAAAUGAAGAUGGAAGACGAAAGGAUUGAGGCAGAGAAAAUAAGGGUAAAAGAAGAGGCGCAGCAACUUGCUAUUAUUUUUGAAACUGUUGGAGGUUUCAAGGUGAAGCGCAAAGGUGGAAAAGGAAAGCUAAUUUUUGGAAGUGUGACCCCGCAAGAUCUCGUUGACAUAAUCAAGGCACAACUUAACAGGGAUGUGGACAAGCGAAUUGUUUCUCUUCCAGAUAUUCGAGAGAUAGGAGAGUAUAUUGCAGAACUGAAGCUUCACCCAGAAGUGACUGCUAAAGUGCGGGUGAUCGUUUCUGCUAACUAGGGAUAAGCACGUUCUGGAGUUGUCUUUGGAGGCCCACUUGAAUAGAGAAGAUGAAUUUUUGAUGUGUUUAUGCAGGAUGUACAUGGCCAAAGUACUAUCAACAUCAUGAAAUCUAAUGAAAGUGGAGGGUGGCUGUAAUCUAAUGAAAGUAUAGAUGUAUAAAUCUGAUUUACCUUCGGCUGUGCCAAUGUAUGUUUAUUCCUCAUUGGAGGGUGGCCUUUUGAUGAGAAGCCAUCUCUGGACAAUUCUUUUUCCAUUUUCUAUAUAAACCUUUUUUUUGGGCAA
Prunus dulcis (almond) is the source of this 994-nucleotide messenger RNA. Its product is annotated as 50S ribosomal protein L9, chloroplastic. The transcript is spliced from 6 exons. Gene Ontology annotation, cellular component: mitochondrion; ribosome. Gene Ontology annotation, molecular function: structural constituent of ribosome. Bases 122 to 709 code for a protein of 195 amino acids. Lineage: Eukaryota; Viridiplantae; Streptophyta; Magnoliopsida; Rosales; Rosaceae. Gene Ontology annotation, biological process: translation. The record is from RefSeq and is a predicted model, not a curated record.